AUGGUGUCGCUGGACGUGGUGAAGGCUUCGAACGCGACGAUCAAGACGGAGCUCAGCCCAGGCCUUGUCGCUGUCUUCGUGGGCGGAACGAGCGGCAUCGGCGAGAUCUCGCUGAAACAGCUUGCCAGGCUGACGGUGCGGCCCAGAAUCUACAUCGUGGGGCGGUCGGCGGCGGCGGCGGAGCGCAUCCUUGCAGAGUGUAGGGCGCUCAACGGGGAAGGCGAGUACGUGUUUGUGCAGAAAACGUUGGUGCGGAUGAGGGACGCCGAGGCGGUGUGCGAGGACAUCAAGCAAAGGGAGAGGCACGUCAACGUGCUGUUCCUGUCCGUCGGCGAGGUCGACAUGAGCGUUGAGAAGAACGCAGAUGGACUGCGGCCCAUCUUCGCGCUGACGACGUUUGCGCGCUACCUGAUUGCGCUACGGCUGCUGCCCUUGCUCCAGAGAGCACCGGGCCUGCGCCGCAUUGUCGACGUCGCCGCUGGCGCGCACGAAGACCGUCUGCUGACCGACGACUGGCAGGCGGAGCGGCUCACUGUGCGCGACCGCAACAAGCUGCGGGGCCACCUGGCCACGAUGAAGACGCUUACGUGGCAGCGACUGGUCGAGCAGGCGCCGGACGUGUCGAUUGUACAAGAGUUUCCCGGGCUGGUGGUGACACCGUUGUUCCAGCGGCUGGGCGGCUGGUUGGGCGUCGCAUUCCGGCUCUUUGUCUUCCUCUUUGGCUGGCUGCUUGCGGUGCCGCUGGACGAGAGCGCAGAGAGACACGCGUUCAUGGCCACGAGCGCUGCGUUUGCUCCACGCGAGGGCGACGCGAAGGGGGCUCCCCUCGUCGCGGGCCUGGGCGUGCGCACCGGCGCAGACGGCCACUUGGGCUCGGGCAUGUACUCUGUGGGCUGGAACAACGAAGGCCCCGGAGAAGAGGCGAUGGCGCUGCUCAGGCGGUACCACGAGGACGGAACGGCCGCAGCGCUGUGGACCUGGAUGAAGGGCGAGUUUACACGUAUCUUAGGUGCUGACUGGGAAGGGAUGUCUGGCUGCUGACAGGGCUGCAGUCGGACACGCUGCGACUCAUUGGAUGUAUGCCCAUGGCGGAGUAGAUGCUAUUGUAAAUGCUUUCAAGGGAACACGGGCUCUUUUGUUUUGCCGAGUGGUAGCCAGGGGGUGAAU
Verruconis gallopava is the source of this 1167-nucleotide messenger RNA. RefSeq lists its product as uncharacterized. Gene Ontology annotation, biological process: secondary metabolic process. The transcript is spliced from 2 exons. The record is from RefSeq and is a predicted model, not a curated record. The coding region runs from base 1 to 1041 and encodes 346 amino acids. NCBI's taxonomy places the organism in Eukaryota, Fungi, Ascomycota, Dothideomycetes, Venturiales, Sympoventuriaceae.